UCCUUGGAGACUGACAUUUUCCCCCCUAAAGGCAAAGACAACAAAAGAAAUCGCAUUGAGAGCAAACCCCAGGCCUUCAACUGCAAGGAUGUUGGCCAGGAUGUCUGAUCUCCACGUUCUGCUGUUAACUGUUCUUGUGGGAAAGUCAGCCAUGGGGUUGUCCCUGAUGCCGUUCCUGGACGACCUGGACCCAGAUUGGACUCCUGACUACUAUGACUACAGCUCGGAGCAUCAGAAGCAGGAGGAGGCCACCACCUCCUGGCAGGCCUAUGCCGAGAAUCCCGACUGGUACUACGCAGACGACGAUCCAUGCCAGUCCAACCCCUGUGAACAUGGCGGGGACUGCGUCAUCCGCGGGGACACCUUCACCUGCAGCUGCCCGGCCCCCUUUUCUGGGAACAGGUGUCAGAACGCUCAAAACAAAUGCAAGAACAACCCAUGUGGCCGAGGGGAGUGUCUCAUCACGCAGAGUCCCCCCUACUACCGCUGCGCCUGUAAAUACCCUUACACGGGUCCCGACUGUUCCAGAGUGGUUCCCGUGUGCAGGCCAAACCCCUGCCAGAACGGCGGUACCUGUUCAAAGCACAAGCGGAGAUCCAGGUUUAGCUGCGCCUGUCCUGAGCAGUACGGGGGGAGAUUCUGCGAAAUAGGUCCUGAGGACUGCUACGUUGGGGACGGCUACUCCUACCGUGGGAACGUGAGCAGGACGGUCAACCUGCACCCCUGCCUCCCCUGGAACUCCCACCUCCUGCUGCAGGAGAAUUACAACAUGUUCAUGGAGGACGCAGAGGCCCACGGGAUCGGGGAGCAUAACUUCUGCAGAAACCCAGAUGGAGACAAAAAGCCCUGGUGUUUCAUUAAAGCCAACAGUGACAAGGUGAAGUGGGAGUUCUGCAACGUCCCCGCUUGCUCAGCCCCAGAUGUUGCCAACCUAGAGGGGAGCCCCGCGGAGCCCCCCACCAAGAUUCCGGGGUUUGCCUCCUGUGGUAGGACCGAGAUAGCAGAGAGGAAGGUCAAGCGGAUCUACGGAGGCUUCAAGAGCACGGCGGGCAAGCACCCGUGGCAGGUGUCCCUGCAGACCUCCCUGCCACUGACCACCUCCAUGCCCCAAGGCCACUUCUGUGGGGGUGCCCUGAUUCACCCCUGCUGGGUGCUCACUGCUGCCCACUGCACUGACAUGAAAGUCAAACAUCUAAAAGUCGUGCUAGGGGACCAGGACCUGAAGACAACAGAAUUCCACGAGCAGAGCUUCAGGGUGGAGAAGAUAUUCAAGUACAGCCACUAUAAUGAAAGAGACGACAUUCCCCACAACGAUAUUGCUCUGCUCAAGUUAAAGCCAGUUGAUGGUCACUGCGCUGUGGAAUCCAAAUAUGUGAAGACUGUAUGUUUGCCUGACGAUCCUUUUCCCUCUGGGACCGAGUGCCACAUCUCUGGCUGGGGUGUGACAGAGACAGGAGAAGGGUCCCGACAGCUCCUGGAUGCCAAGGUCAAGUUGAUCUCCAACACCUUGUGCAACUCCCGCCGUCUCUAUGACCACACCAUCGACGACAGUAUGAUUUGUGCAGGAAACCUUCAGAAACCCGGGCAAGACACCUGCCAGGGUGACUCGGGAGGCCCUCUGACUUGUGAGAAGGAUGGCACCUACUACGUCUAUGGCAUCGUGAGUUGGGGCCUAGAAUGUGGGAAGAAGCCGGGGGUCUACACCCAAGUCACCAGGUUCCUGAAUUGGAUCAAAACCACCAUCCACGGGGAGACAGGCUUCUAAGGCUGUCCUCAGAACCCCAGAGCACAUCCCUCUCGGCACCAAGGGGCCCUCCUGGACAGCAAGGGACAUCGCGGGAGCCUCCAAGAGGCCACACGCCAGAGUGUCCAUGCUCUAAGCAGAGACAACCCCUGCCCAGACUGGAACUUGCGGGACCAGCUUUUGCACCAUCCCAUGAGGCUCCCAGGAUUGAUGGAAUCGACAUGAAAUGCAUUAGUUUGUUUCUGUUCCAACAACUGUGCCCUCUAGAAAAUCAGCGUUCACAGAGUCCGCCUCCACGGGGGACAUCUGCAAAUGCGAGAUUGGGGGAUGCCCAGCGCCAGGGGCAAUCACCUGGACUCUCAUUGUUGCAGACAAGAGGCACUCAACAGAACCAGCCACCUCCUUCAGGGACUAGAGAGAAGACCAAAAACACAAACUCCUCCGAUUGCUUUUAGAGGUGUUAUUUUAAUAAAGACAGAUCUGGGGACGGGCUGGUGUGCUGCGUUUUACGGCUUGCCCAAACUGAAGCCAUCUUGAGCCUCGGGCAAGCAGACUUCCUCUGUGGUGUCUCUCUCAAGAACGGGGGUGGAGGCUGCUCACUCACAUCCACAGAGCCUUCUUUCUUUUGACAUGCAGAAUCUCUGUGGCAUCUGGGUUCACGUUCCCCCUCAGAUGACCUCCAGCCUCCACGGCCUCUGGCUCCCCCUGCAGAAAUCAAACAUACCUCCCUCAGUUGAAAUGAAGCCCCCGCCCUGCUCCCACAAGACGCACCAAGAUGCCCCCGGAGCCUUUAACAUGUUCACCCUCCCCUCCCCGGCCUUCCCCCACCCUGCCCAAGAAAAGUAAUCCUCAAGGCAAGAAUGAGAAA
Molecule: messenger RNA, 2612 nt
Organism: Sciurus carolinensis (gray squirrel)
Lineage: Eukaryota; Metazoa; Chordata; Mammalia; Rodentia; Sciuridae
Gene: Habp2
Product: hyaluronan binding protein 2
Exons: 13
Coding region: 89-1765 (558 amino acids)
Biological process (GO): proteolysis
Molecular function (GO): calcium ion binding; serine-type endopeptidase activity
Source: RefSeq, a predicted model, not a curated record